GCACAGCAUAACGCGCUAAGCGACCGUCAAAAGUUUUACAAUAGUCUGUGAGCUCGGAAGCUCGUUACAGGAAGGGCAGGCUACCACAUAUACGUACUUUUCAUAUAAACAUUCUGUUUUAUAUAGUCAACCUCGAAUGUCACAGUUUCCGUUGAAAUUCAAUUGAUUUGACUGUGAAAUAUAUCGAUAAAGUAAACCGCGUAUUUCAUCAAAUUUUGUAUUUUUUUGUUGAAAUAUAAUAUCUAUGUUGAACGUAUUUAGUUAACGAAAAUCACGUUGAUAUCAACACUGAUAAUAUCAAUGUAGGAACAAUCAAUUCACGUUUUCCUAUGCGACUUGCGGUAACUGAUCAUUUCCGUUAAACCCAAUAAUUUGAGGAAAAUUUUGUUUCCGUUGUGGUUUGAGCCGGUGAAUUAGAUCGUCAUUGUGAUUCGAGUUGUGUCAUCAAAAUGAGAAUGUCACGGACUAGUAACAGUGUCACGAUAGUUUGCAUAGUGAGUCAGUUGUUUUUUUGUGUUCUGGUGAUGUUGUGUUUGUGAAAAAAGUGCUCUAAUUUUCAUUUAGUGAGAAUUUGCGUACGAUGCUGCUAUGGAUUACAGACAGUUUCCCUGUGUUCAUUUGAAUUCUUAAACAAUAUUGAUUAAUUAUUUUUGUCAAUCAGUUCAUGAAACAAUUUACAAUCACCUUAUAAGUGAAGCUACUGGGGUGUAUAAGUGACUUAUGUCUAUUGGUGACAUAACACAUGACAGACAUUGGAUACGAGACACCGUAAUCAUUAGAAAUUACUAAUAUAGAUGAAUUCAUUCAAUACUUGCAACUUACUAAUUUUAAGUGGGUGAUUCAUUACAAAAUUAAUAACGUUAACAAAGUUAUAGUUUGGUCAAAACUAAAUUCAAGAACAUCAUUUUUUUAAUCCGUGAAUUAAUUAUCUUCAAGGAAUUAUUUAAAGAUAAUACAAAAUCAAUAGAUUAUGAUCUAUAGAAAUAAUCAUCAAUAGGAGAGAACAUUACAGACCAUCCAAUUUGAAAUCGUAGUAAAUUUAUAGAUAAACUCAAUCAAAACUUCUGUACUCCAAUCACUGUGUUAUCAUUGCUUAAAAUAGUACGAAUUGAUAACAGUGAAAGGACUCAACAAAUAAAGCUGUUUAACUGAGGAACUAGGACUCUUUUAAUGAUCAAAUGAAUACUUGCCGAAUACUUGAAUUCCAGCUAUUCAAAUCUAUGAUCAGUUCGAGAGCAAGUUUCCUUCCAAUAGACUCUCUGUGAAACAUCAAGUGCGAUAAUUUAUUGCCAUUUUUCAGGAGUAAUUUGCACAAACUAACUUCAAACUCUUUCAAAUUCGAGUGCAAGUCAAUUGUGAGAAUAGGGAAGACAGAACUUUCAAGUCUUUUAUGAAGUUCUUGUACAAUUUUCACAAGUUCAUUGUGUAAAUCAAGUGGGCUAAAACUCUAGACUCCUUUAUUAAAUUCUAAGUGCAAUCCUAAAGCACAAUUCCAUUGCACAAAAAUCUCAAGUUAAUUGUGAAAAUUAGGGAAGAAAGAAUUUUCAACUCUCUUAUCAAGUUCUUGUGCAAUUUUCAUAAGUUCUUUGUACAAAGUCAAGUGGGCUACAACUUUCAACUUCUUUAUUUUUGUGCAAGUAACUCCGUGCAAUUUGAAACAAGUCCAUAGCACGAAAAUUAAGAAAAAGAAAUUAAGACAAACAUUGAAUUUCCUCACAACGUCCUAGUAAAAUUUCGAUCUCUACCAAGUUUAAGUAGUAUACAGUUUUAUUAGAGACAAGAAAAAGGAAUUAAGAUAAACAUUGAACUUCCUCACAACGUCCUAGUGAAAUUUCGAUCUCUACCAAGUUUAAGGACAAUAUUUUAAUUGCAAAAUGGAACUGACACCCUCGUGGACCUCGUCCUACGUACUGGGCAACGACACGUCGGGUGACGGGGGUGAUGAGGGCUGGGGGCAGCGCUACUUCUACACGUACUUCACGGAGCGCGGCAACCGACCAAUCACAGCUCGAGUUGAGUGCGGCAUCCUCCUCAUCAUCUUCAUGCUAUCGGUUGUCGCCAACCUCAGCAUAGCGGGUGCUGUCCUCAGGUACAAGGAGAUGCGCACGGUGACCAACUGCUUUCUGCUGAACUUGGCGGUGGCAGACCUGUUGUUCGCGGCUGGGACUCCACUAGUGGCCCUUGCGAGGCUGACACCCGUCUGGCAGUUCGGAUCGGUCACCUGUCGGCUGCUGCCUUAUUCACAGUUUGUGUGUGGCUUCGUGCUGCUGUGGACGCUGACGCUGAUCAGCAUGGACCGUCACCGCUGCCUGGCCAUCCCCCCCUACCGGUCCGAGCUGACGCCCCGCCGCGCCCUCCUCCUCACCGCCGCCACCUGGCUCAUAGCCGCCAUUUUGUUUCUGCCGGUGGCCGCCUGGUUCCGCUACUACCCGGACACACGCGUCUGCACGCUCGUGUUUCCGCCCAACGACCACGUCAACCUGUCGCUGUUCUUUGUGGUGCCAGUCACGUGUCUGUCAUGUCUGCUGCCGAUGUCGCUGCUCGCCUUCCACUAUCAGCGCAUAUUCCACAAACUGGUGAAGACGCGCAGUCGGUGGAUGGUCGGCGGACAGUGUGCAGAGCCCAGGGAACAGAGGAAGAUAUCGAUACAGCAGAUUGUGAAUGGGGGCGCCGGCGUGAGAGCCGGUUCGCUCACGCAUCAUGAGGAGUCGCGACUGAACAAGCACAUUAGAGUGGCUCGUAUCAUCCUGCUGAACGUGUUGGUGGUGCUGAUCAUGUGGCUGCCCAUCACCGUUGUCAUGUUCCUAAUCUAUGUCGAUGGCAGUCGACCAACGGCUGAUACUAACUUCUUCCUCAGGUCGCACCACUUCCUGUGGGCGUUGUUGAUUGCACUGCUGAACACAGUCGUCAACCCGCUGCUGUACGGCUUCCUGUCUGAAAACUUCCGUGCGUACCUGGCGCGCAUGUGGCUCGGUGCGAAACACGGGCCGCGUGAUGAUUGUGCGUCACGCGCCGCGUCUAUCGGCAACAAAACGCAACUGAGUAUGGGCGACCUGUUGAGCACCAGGCAGAGCAUGCAUUCGUUGAAUCUGGUGUGCGGCAGGGUUGCGUGAAACCAAUGUACAUAGAAUACACUGUAUUUAGAUAUGUAAUACAAUGUAUUCUACAUACCUUGCGUGAAACCGUAGAAGAUGGAAAGUAUUACUUACUUGACUUGAUUAAUCAGUUGACUGAUAGAUUGAAUCUGUUAAGAAGCUGCCGGAGUCAGCUCUGGCAGUCCAUCCCAUUAGCCAGGGAAGGGCUAGAAACAGUACAGUUUGAGAAGCGAGAGCGCUAAGAGAGAGAGAGAGAGUGAGUAAGUUAAUAGGAGUGCAAAUACAAAGGCAUCAAACAUCCCCACAAGUUUGCAGAUGCCCGUAACCAAUUGACUGUUGAAAAGUCAUUCUAGUCUAGAACUAGCAACAAGCAGAGAGAACUUAAUACUUCUAUUCUUUUAGAUAUUCAUUUGUCUCUGCAAAAAGCAACCAACAAGUCUAGAGCUGAAGCUGAAAUCACAGGCAAGCACAUCGAAAACAAGAUGACUACCAAAAGUUUCAUUGUUUUGUUAUAUCGCUUGUAUUUUGAUAAGCAUUCAAGAUAUAUUACUGUACCGGUUUUUGCUCAAGCAUAUUUGAAAAUAAUUGUUCAUAAGCGCAGUUUACCCCUAAAACGCAAAUUUUAUUCAGUUAUUACGUUGUAAAAGAUAGAACAAAUUUUUCAAACAUCUUAUUUUUUCAUGAAAAAUAUUAUUUUUAAGAUUUUCAUCAUGGAUAUAUUCAAUAGCGUUGAUAAUCAUUUAAAGUUAUAAAAAUUUAUAACGUCAUUGUUCCUUGCUCCGUGGUGAAAUAGUUGACACCAACGUUUUAAGUAAUUGAUCUCGGUAAAGAGUUGACUAUCAAAAAUAGUAUCUAGGAACUAGACCUAAAUACUAUAGUGAGGUCCACGUUAAAAUGCUAGUGAAGAACAGCGUUGACGAUACUCUGCCUUGCCACUGCAUUCUAUAGAAGGUAGCUGAUACCUGUAUAAUAUCUGAUGUAAUAUUUACUGUUCAUUCCAGUUAAAAAUGAUGAAUUAUAUUUUAUUCGUCAAGAGAAUAUAUUUUUCAAUGAUUUAAUAAUACGGUAAAUAUUCAUAAAUUAGAUUAAAACAUUUUGCUAAUUAAUUAUAUUAUUCUACAUUGUUAAAAACGAUCUGGCAAUAUUGCAAAGCUAGAAAAGUAUAGCACUAUCUGCUUUGUCAAAUGAUAGACUAGGAUAGGAAGAUCAAUGUUAAUAAAAUACUGUCAUUAUAACGUUGACCUCACUAUAGGUUAUAAGCUAACAUUCUACCUAACGUUCGGUUAUGAGCUAUGUUUAAAUACUUUUGAUUAAUAAUUGAUAGAUAAAUUGGUGAAGUGGUCAAAAGUUGACACGUUUCAAGUGUUUUGAUCUCGGUUAACAGUUAAUCAAAAUUAAUACCUAGGAACUAUAGUGAGAUUCACGUUAUUAACUCAUUGGAAAUGAUAGGGCGGCAUAGUUGACUUUUCUCCCUCCACCGCCUCCUAUAGUAGAUAGCUGUAAUUCAAGUCAUCCCGGUAUAUCUGAUCUAAUUUUUAAUUUUUGAUUUCCUGUACUUGAAAAUGUGGGUUUCUUGAAGAGCUCUUGUCCAAAAAUAAGAGCAACCCCCUAGAACUGAGUUCGAAUAUGCGAUUUAUAGUUAAGAGGUACUUGAUGUCGUAUUUCAAGAUCUCAUUUGAAAUUCAUUUCUGGAUGGUGAAAGUAUAGAUUUAAAGAUAUAAGGUUUUUCAUAAUAUUGAAAAUUUAAACGUUUGAAAGGAUAGGAUUUAUAGUUUUUACAAGUGAGAUACUAACAUUGAACGUUUCUAAAUGUGGAACUAUAAUCUUGGUACAUAUAUACUCAAGAUUUCAACAUCAAGAACUUGAUUAAAAAAGAUCUUUAAAAAUGUUUUCUUUUACACUUUAUGUAAUAUCUAACAUAUUGCAUAAAUUAUUGACACGAUUUUAUGUUGAGAGGGAACUUUCUAAUGACAUUCAACUCAAAAUGAUUGGCGUCUACUUUGAUAUAAGAUGACAUAAAUUCUGAAUAACAUAAAUGAUCUCAAUAUUAUCUUCCGAUUCAGUUAUAAAUAUUAUUUUUUAGCUCUAUUCAACCGAUAUUAUGUUUAGUUGAUAAGAGAAAGAAAACCUGUAGUUUCUAAUGUAUUCAAGGGUAACCCAGCAAUAAGAUUUUAUAUUUCCACUUUCAACUGAACUGAUAUGUUUUACAUCAUACUGAUGACUAUUUCUAUUGUAUUAUACCAAAUCAAGUGAGUUGAGGCGAAUCUUCAAGAUAUAAUUUGAACUCUCACAAAAUUUACUUUCACUAUACUGGAACAACGAUUGUGUUCAACGACUUAGUUCAAUGAUUGUGUAAACUAUCCUUGGAAAAUAAUUCACAACUGGCUUUAAGAUGAUAUAAUAAACUGACACCAAGUCACAGCGUAGAUUAGAGUAGAAGAAGUUAUCUGAAAAUGUAAAAAAUAUAUUAUUUUUUAUAAUAUUACAAAUAGAUUAUUUACAUAAAAUUAAUUUUGCACAGAUUUUUAUAUGAUUGAUUCAGAUAAAUUGUAUGGGUGGGAGUGAUCUGAAAAGUAGAAAUGUAUAUUAUUUGUGAUAUUAUUAUCAUUAGAUAUUCGUACCAAAAAGAAAUUAAUUUUGUACAGAUUUUCAUUUUUAUGUGAUUCUUAGAGGCUAAAAACUUUAUGAAAUUAUUGAACUCAUAGAUUAAAUCAGAUUUAUCACUAA
This is a messenger RNA of Nilaparvata lugens (brown planthopper), 5822 nucleotides long. Its product is annotated as neuropeptide Y receptor type 2. Gene Ontology annotation, biological process: G protein-coupled receptor signaling pathway. Gene Ontology annotation, cellular component: membrane. The record is from RefSeq and is a predicted model, not a curated record. Lineage: Eukaryota; Metazoa; Arthropoda; Insecta; Hemiptera; Delphacidae. Bases 1875 to 3113 code for a protein of 412 amino acids. Gene Ontology annotation, molecular function: neuropeptide Y receptor activity. The transcript has 5 exons.